GCAGCGGUCAUAGAUGGCUACGUGAGAGUCAACAACCGGUUCCGGCGGAAUAGCACACAAUCGCGCUGUCGCGUUGCAUCGUCGCCGAUUUUCACGCUCAUUCGCGGUGAUUCGCGGUCCCUCGCGUCCCGACGUAGGUGUGUCGUGCGUCUCGACGUCCUUGCCGCUCUUCCCUCUUCUCCCCGUCGUCGUUUUCGAUAUCGCGUCGUUUCGGUUGCCCGCGGACCACCUCUCCCCGUUGUCCCGUCGUCCGGCGGAGAAGUCGCCGAGGAUGAGCGCGAACAACGUACAGGCGCUCUUCGCGUGCUCCCGGUGCUUCUCUAGACAUCCCUUCGAGGAUCUCUCGCCCGGACAACAGUUGUGCAAGGAAUGCAGAGGAGCCUUUCCCGUAGUAAAAUGUACAUAUUGCAGAUCGGAAUUCCAGCAAACCAUAAAGGGUAACACGAGCACUAUAUGUAAAAAGUGCGAGCAAAAUGUUAAGUCUUAUGGGAAGCCGUCGGCUUGCGAGUACUGCAAUACCAUUGCUGCGUUUAUCGGCAGCAAAUGCCAGCGUUGUACAAAUUCGGAGAAACGCUACGGUCCGCCGGUUACGUGCGAACAGUGCAAACAGAAGUGUGCCUUUGAUAGACAGGAUGAGGAUAAGAAGGUAGACGGCAAGUUAUUAUGUUGGCUGUGUACUCUGUCGUAUAAGCGAGCGUUGGCAAAGACAAAGCAAUCAGACGCGGAGAGAAGAGCGCAUAUGAAAUUGGCGCAACAGCGGGCCGCAAAGCACAAAGAACAAAAACUGAAGGGCCACAAUAAAAGACCGCACAGAGUCGAUGUGACAAAGCUGCCGCCGCAAUUCGAAGGCGGUGACACAAACGGUCCCACCCCCGUGAAAGCGGCACGAAUGGUCGGCGUGCACGAUCACGAUCCGAACAGCUCGGAUCACGUGGUAGCGGUCACACAGCUGAAAGAAAAGAUAGCGCAUCUUCAGAAGCAAAUCAGCAUAAAAGAGAACCAAUUAUUAGCAAAGGAUAGACAAAUUACUGAAUUGAAGGCGAAGAACUUCACAUCCGAGACGGAAUUGCGUAAUAAGAUGAAAGCCUCAGAGAAAGAGUACGAGACAAAAAUCUCGAACAUGCAGCACAAGAUAUCUAGUUUGUUGAAGGAGGUAGCGUCAUUAUCGAAAACGUCCAAGCGAGGUGAUAGGGUGGCCGCAACCAAGACGGAGGCUGGGACCAACAGUGGGAGCGGAACGGACAGUCCCGUACCUUGAUAAGAGAAUUGGCUAGCUGUGACAACAUACUCAAAUGAUUGUACCCGUAUAAAUCAUGUGAUUAUACAUUACGCAUAUAGUUAAUUGUUUCCAUUAACAAGACGAAAUCGUAUUAUUUUUCUAAUUACUAUAGGACUGUAUAUUAUUCACACUCAAUAUGCACCAGAGAAAGGUAUUCGUAUCUCCGUUUAGGGGGGAUCGAUGAUAUAAGUGCAAAAUUUAUACUGAUAAUUUGAAAGUAGCUUUCUCCCCUUUUAUUUUUCGGCGACUGCCCGUUUUGUGCGACUCGUUCGCCGGGAGUACCGACGUUUAUUACGAGAGACUAGCAAAAUUCUAAUGAGAGACAUUCCGUUUGAUGCCACGAAGUCAUGCGAAACCCCGUUGUGCAGACUUCAAGGCAUACUCGGAUUGAUUGUAUGUGGAAACAAUAAGUGGCAGUGUAGCUGUGGCAUUUUAUUAUUUAUGAGAAUGAUGUAAACGACGCUAAAUCAGGAUAUUAUGACUUGUAGAUCAAUUUACAAUAAAAGUUGAAAAACUUA
This is a messenger RNA of Vollenhovia emeryi, 1797 nucleotides long. RefSeq names its product protein FAM76A. NCBI's taxonomy places the organism in Eukaryota, Metazoa, Arthropoda, Insecta, Hymenoptera, Formicidae. The transcript has 7 exons. Bases 272 to 1258 code for a protein of 328 amino acids. The record is from RefSeq and is a predicted model, not a curated record.